GUAAGUAACGUCAGACCUGCGUAGUAGGUCGUUAUAUCACACUGCCGGCUUACUUCCUGCGUUCGUGCUAACUGUGACAGGGAAGAAUCAAAAAAAGUCACUGGACAAUUUUUUUCUUUUUUUAGGAAUCCGAAGAGCAACACGGUCCUUAAUACGUCAAGAUGUCCUCAUAUGAAGAAGAAAACGAAUCGAAGUUAUUGCGAAAAGCAAAGGAGAAUCCAUUUGUCCCAGUGGGCAUAGCUGGAUUCUUUGGCAUUGUUGGGUACAAACUGCUGAAAAUGAAACAACGUGGUGAUACAAAAAUGUCAGUGCACCUGAUUCACAUGCGUGUAGCUGCCCAGGGCUUUGUGGUUGGAGCCAUGACUGUUGGGGUCCUGUAUUCAAUGUACAGAGAGUACAUCGUGAAGCCCAAUGAACAACAGAAAUAAAUCCAACAAAAGUGAACAUGAACUCUUGAAUUAAUAUUUGAUAUCCCUUAAUAUUGCCUCAUAUUAAGGUUUGUAGAAGAUUUGUUUUUACAGAUGUGUCAUAUGUUUUAUAUGCACGCAUCCUUUAAGCAGCACCUAGUCACUGCAACAGCUGUAACUAAAAGAUAACACUUCCUUCCUCUACACAGUACAACAGAGGUAAUUCUGUCAGUUUUUUUUUAAUUAAUGGAGGGGUAACUGUGUGGGCAGGGGGCAUUAUUGAUGGUAUGUGAGGCUAAGUGUGGGUUUGAAAAUUACCUUUGAUGGUGCACAUACUGAUAUUAAUAUUAGUCAUUAUGUUACUAUUUCAUAAUAUUUAAUUUUUUUUUGCUUUGUUUCUUUUUGUUUAAUGAUAUGGGGUAGAUUUGCCAAAUAAAAAAAAAAAAUUCACCUUAGUGUGUAUAUAUAUAUAUAUAUAUAUAUAUAUAUCCCUUUUUAUUUGGGGCACCACAAAAUGUGUACAACAAUACCUGUCUUCUAAAUGACCUCUCACAUUAUUUAACUAAUGGCAAUUUAGGUCAUUUUUGACUCUGCAAAACAGACAAAAUUAUUCCAUACAAAAUACUUCAUGGCAUGGAAGUUGGAGGAACUUUAAUAUUUCUUGACAGAAAUCAUAAAAAAAAAAUGAUAUUUUUGUAGAAAUGAAAUGGUCUUUAUAAAAUGUAACUGUAAUGGACUCAGCUUUUAUUUAUUUAUGUUUAGGAUAUUUCAUUUUGUCAUUAUUUUAUGCUACCCACUGGUUAAUUGUUAUAAGAUAUGAAAAGAUAAGAUAUGAAAUGGCUACAUCUGUGUAGUAGCCCGUGUGUAACCCACUUUGCUUUGUGUGUGUCUACAGUUUGGAACCUUUGAAACAUGUUCCAGCUGUCACUGUCUUCUUUUUGCAUCAUAAUGCACACCAUAAUAUAUACAGCUACCAACUUUUUGUGUUAACUUAAUGAGUUUAAAAAGAAAAAUAAGGAAAUGAUACAGAUUUAAUGAAGUUGCCUUUUCAUUUCUAUUAAAUAAAACUGCUCUGCUGUCACAAACUCA
Molecule: messenger RNA, 1496 nt
Organism: Melanotaenia boesemani (Boeseman's rainbowfish)
Lineage: Eukaryota; Metazoa; Chordata; Actinopteri; Atheriniformes; Melanotaeniidae
Gene: higd1a
Product: HIG1 hypoxia inducible domain family, member 1A
Exons: 4
Coding region: 162-428 (88 amino acids)
Biological process (GO): mitochondrial respirasome assembly
Cellular component (GO): mitochondrion
Source: RefSeq, a predicted model, not a curated record